AUGAGGUGCCGAGGCGCCGUUACCCUGUCUCUGCUGGCGGGAUUCCUCGUCGGAGUGAUGGCCGGCGACUUCAUCGAGGAGAUGCGACGGGAUUUCCAGAUGGGUUUGUUCGGGCGGCAAGCAGUAUCUGAUAUACAGCAAUUUAACCCGAGUAGUCCUCUGGGAGGCCAAACUCCAGCAAAGAUCGAGUUCGACCAGAGCGAUACGCAGAAGCCUUUCAAAAUCACCAACAGCCGCAUAUCAGAAGGCCAGACGUUUAACGACUUCAGCACCGCAUCAAACCGCGUCUGCGACGACCUGAAGAACGACUGCGCCGACACUGCCAAUCAGAAUAGCAACAAGAUCUUCAGCGUGUCAGACUGCGACAAACAGCGUGACGAUUGCAUAACGGCAAAUAAGCCUACCGAUGAGGAUAGCGACUUUCUUUACUUCUGCAACUAG
This is a messenger RNA of Daldinia decipiens, 441 nucleotides long. RefSeq lists its product as uncharacterized. The record is from RefSeq and is a predicted model, not a curated record. Lineage: Eukaryota; Fungi; Ascomycota; Sordariomycetes; Xylariales; Hypoxylaceae. The transcript is spliced from 5 exons. Bases 1 to 441 code for a protein of 146 amino acids.